Oikopleura dioica is the source of this 2091-nucleotide messenger RNA. Lineage: Eukaryota; Metazoa; Chordata; Appendicularia; Copelata; Oikopleuridae. The record is from the annotation of a GenBank genome assembly.
AUGGCGUUAUAUGAUUCACGAGAGCUUCAAGUCUUCCAGCUAGAGAGUGCUGCAGAUACCAGAAGUUUGUGUGAGUUGCGUGCGGACCUUCUGCUGACUGGUGACUAUGGAGGAGGACUCAACCUUUAUCAGCGAACGCUCACUCCAAAUGUCGAAGGCUUCCAACCACUUUUAUACUCAAAAAAAGUCAGCCAACCGAUCGUUCAACUGGAAUGGACUGACGAGCGAGAGUUUGAAGAGCAUUGCAUCAUGCUUUGUCCAAAUAUGAUAAGUCUCAUCAACGUUCUCUUGCCAAGGAAUAAAGAAAGUAAUGAAUACGACGUAAAAACGAUCUUUGAGCUGCACACAAAGGAAGAUCUGUAUUCAUUUAGCUGGAAGCUCGCCGAACGUCCUAACCAUCUUCAUACAUUCGCGAUGACUCUAAGUGGGAAACUUCUCGUUUCUCGGGGCGAGCGUGUUCUUUACACUGUUCAAGUUUCUUCCGCGAACAUGCCUAGCUCGUUGAUCUUCAUUGAAAGUAUGGAUAAAAUUGUUGUACAGGGAGAAGCGAUGACCCUUUGCAGCUACGAUCAGAACCAGCUUGCCAUGACAUCCGAUGAACUGGGGCGUAAAGUAGCUCCUUCGAUGGAUUGGAUUUACUUUGGAAUCGAAAACAUCUUAGAGGUGGUUACAAUCGACACGAAACACGCGUCACUUGUUUUUGCGCUGGGGACGAGCAAAGUCUCUGUUAUCAACGGUGCAGAUGGAGCAUUAAUCCGAAGUGUGAGUAAAGAAGGAGUACGAAUUACUGCCAUGAACAUUUAUGAAACACGAAAAGGCUCGCAAUUGAAAAUCGGUAACAGCAAAGUCAAAUCCGAAAAUCGAAUGACUCGCGAAGAGCUUGACCGUGAAAUCGGUAAAAUUGAAAGAUGUCUUGAUGAUUCUGAAGCGCCGAAAACAAGCCACGAGCCUCCCAAGGCGCGGAUGGAGAUGGUUCCGUCUCCUGGGCAGCGGAGUGGCGAAAUUCAACUUUCCUUUCAAAUCAGCUUGCCAGGCAAUAUUCAUUCAAUUUGCGUUGACGUCGUUCCUGUGGACCCGAACCUAGGAAGUGUUGAAAUUUAUACUGAUAAUCUGGAAGAUGAAGUUUUCUUUGAGGGCACCGUGCAAGUGUAUUUUGGUAAACUCACGCUCAACUAUACACCUUUCCUCAGUCCCGGGCUGAUAGCAACAGCUAGUUACAUUCACGCAGGAACUGAAGUCUCAUCAACAGUCUCAAAGCUUUGUGCGCUGCCCCUUGAUCUCAUCUGUGCAAAGAGUUCUCUUUCAGAAGUGUCGCCUGGAUUCUCCGAAGUCACUCUUUUCGUUGAAAAACCUCAGCACUUGACCUACCUAGAGCAUUCACAAGAGAAGUCAUUCUCGUUUACAAGUGAUUCAUUCUGCAAAGUCUCUCUCAACAACUCAACGAUGCACAUAAUCGGUGACAGUGUGUCAACUUUGGUAUCUUUGAAUUCACUGAUUGAGCAGAAUUUAUCACCGAAGUUUUUGAAAAUGAUACAUAUCUCGGAAAGCCUGCUGAACGAACGUCUCAACGAAAUAAUUCAAAACAUUAAUACUAUGUGCAAUAAAUGGAAAGAACUCAACAGGCAUCUAGAACAGAACGUUAAGUUUCUAACUUCCAUCCAGAGGACAAUCAUGAUAAAAGCCAAAAGCACAGUCGAAGAAAAAAGUAUUUCCAAACUCGUCGAACUUUGCAGAAAAACAUCGAAUGAAAUAACGAGGCACCGGAGUGAAAUUCAAAAUAUCGAAAGAAAGCUCGAAAGAAGCCGAACUUUCUUUUUCGCGGAUGUACAGCUAGCUGUUCUGACUAGACUCGUCAACGAGGGUGCAGAUUCGAGAGUUAUCUGUGAACUUAGAGAUAUCUUUUGCUCAUCAGCAAGCUCAAAUGACAUGCUUCUUCAAAUUGAAUCCGACCUAAACUCGCUGUCGAUAAUCGUCGGGCUCAAGCCUUCCGAAAGCUACCAAGGCGAUCCUGCGAAAAUACUAAAGAAAACUAGCCAAAUAAUAUCAAAAGUCAGCACUGACACUGUCCAAUCACUGUUAAAACGUUUAUAA